AUGAUCAAAUAUCGAGCACUUCUAAUUCUGCUGCUGCCCCUAGCUGAGUGGGUGUUCUGCAUAACUCCGGACGCACAGCUGAUAAAAUCCAUCACAAAACAUGAUCUUCCCGUCGAACUUCACAAGGUUGUCACGGCGGAUGACUACGUCCUAACCAUGAUUCGCAUUCCUGCCCCGGGAAAACCACCGUUGCUACUCAUGCACGGUUUGCUCUGUUCGUCGGCGGAUUACACGAUUCUAGGUCCAGAAAAAUCACUUGCAUCACUAGCGUACAAAGCCGGAUACGACGUUUGGCUGGGAAACAACCGGGGAAAUACCUUCUCGAGGGUGCACAAAAAGCUGGAUGUGAAAUCGAAAGAGUUCUGGGAGUUCAGUUUUGACGAGUUUGCUCUGUAUGAUUUACCAUCGAUGGUGGAUUACGUUCUGAACCGAACACGGCAGACCAAGCUUCAUUACGUUGGAUUCUCGCAGGGGACAACCCAAUUUUUCGCGAUGAAUAGUCUCCGUCCGGAGUAUAAUGCCAAAUUCAUCAGCGCCCACUUGCUAGCUCCGGUUUCGUUUCUUCAUCGCGCCACUAAUCCAGCCAUGUUUCUCGCGUCCCGAAUCAAUGAACUCGAGGUCAUAGCCGAUAUGACUAACGUCUACGAUAUCGCUAGCAGGGGUGGGCCGCUUGUAGAUACCAUCGUUCUUGCCGUCAAAACUGGCUUCGUUCCGCCGGAUUUAGUUCUGAUCAAUAUUUGGUACUUUUUCGGAUACCACGAUUCAAUCAAUCGAACAAUGAUUCCCGAAUUGGCGGAAUACACUCCAGCGGGAAUUUCCUUGUAUCAAUUCCUGCACUACUUACAGGUGUACAACGCCAAAUCAUUCCAACGGUACGACUUCGGGAAGAAGAAAAACCUCAAGCGCUACGGUCAAGUCAACCCUCCAGACUAUCCCCUGCACAAGGUCGCCGCACCGGUUUAUCUGUAUCACAGCGAGAAAGACAACCUGAACCACCCCAAAGAUGUGGAAGAGCUCGUCAAACGACUUCCGAAUGUGAAGCUGAAGUUCAAGGUUCCGAUGGCGGAUUGGAAUCAUCUGGAUUUUAUCUACUCCAGCGAGGCGCACCGCCUCUACCAGGUUAUUAUAUCCGAGCUGAAGAAACUGCGAGCGAAACAAUUGGGAGGAUAAUCUUUACAACCCACCGCAAUCAGGUCGUGCGUUUUUUUUCGCGCAGUGAUUCAAUGAUUUAUUUACCCUUUUUUGUUCAUUUUUUUUUUUGUUGGUGGAAGGGUACAUGGCAUUGAGUGGUUUCACCCCGUAAAA
Toxorhynchites rutilus septentrionalis is the source of this 1305-nucleotide messenger RNA. Its product is annotated as lipase 3-like. The transcript is spliced from 2 exons. Gene Ontology annotation, molecular function: hydrolase activity, acting on ester bonds. Bases 1 to 1170 code for a protein of 389 amino acids. NCBI's taxonomy places the organism in Eukaryota, Metazoa, Arthropoda, Insecta, Diptera, Culicidae. The record is from RefSeq and is a predicted model, not a curated record.